Messenger RNA from Perca flavescens (yellow perch), 4565 nucleotides. RefSeq names its product NIMA-related kinase 10 (gene nek10). The coding region runs from base 320 to 3505 and encodes 1061 amino acids. Lineage: Eukaryota; Metazoa; Chordata; Actinopteri; Perciformes; Percidae. The record is from RefSeq and is a predicted model, not a curated record. The transcript has 36 exons. Gene Ontology annotation, molecular function: protein binding; protein serine/threonine kinase activity; ATP binding. Gene Ontology annotation, biological process: protein phosphorylation; regulation of cell cycle G2/M phase transition; positive regulation of MAP kinase activity.
CAAGUUGUUCAACGACAUUCCGGUGUCAAAAUACCCUGGUGACGGAAUGCAAAUAGCGUCUGUUGUAUCCACGGCAACCAGGACUCUCUAAUACUGCACACCUGGAUUGGAUAAAAAUUCUGGGAAACUGAGCAUUGUUUUUACUUAUUUGCUAAUGUAAGGGGCAUUUGAUGUUUCAAGAAAAAACAUCCAUGUCGCCUAUAUGCCCGACUAAGGGUAUUUAAUGAAGCAAAAAUCGUAUUUCAGCCCAUCAAAAUCAACUUUCUACUGCUAGUUUGCGAUGCUGGAGGAAGGUUGAAUCACAGGUUACUCAUGGGGAAUGUUGAAAAUGUCCAAUCCAGUAAAAAAAGUGAGACAAGGAGAAAAAUUGCCCCUGAAAUCCAGAGGAAUCCAGAGCAAGGCAUCUCAUGAUCUCAGGAGGCUUCAGUCCCUGCUUGCCAAAAGCAUUCCCAGACACGAGGUGGCAGCGUUGAGUCACAGUAAAGCACGCAGCAGUGGAGCCAGCAAAUGUCAAGGCCUGCAUACUCCAAAAGAUACCAACAGACAGAGGAGUGAGAGCGACGCCACCAGUGAAGCCUCUGAACUGGAAAAAUUCAGCAUCACAUACAAAGACCAAAGAUGUUUCAGCAGCCACCCACUGCACAAACUCUUCUCUGACAUCCUUGCGUCUUUGGUCAAAAACAGACUCUGCAGUGAAUGGAUUGACCAUGCACUGCCUGAGUCUGUCCUAAGAGUUCUGAUCUGCCUACGAUUAUUGAUCAGAGAUCCCAACCAUCAGAAAAUCCUCCAUCAGCUCCAAGGCAUCAAUUCACUUGCCAGGUAUAUGGAGCAUGUCACUGCCGUGUACAUAUCUUGCGGCGAACAGGCGUUUGCUGUGCAGAAGCUGGUCACGAUGACCUACAUGUUUCAAAAGCUGUCUGCCGUCGAAGAUCAAAGGGUCUGGGUCAUCGAGAGCGGUGCUCACAGGACACUGGUGAAGCUCCUCUCCACAACAGAAAGCAGUGUGCUGCUGGGAGCCCUGCUGGCACUCACCACUUUGGCUGAGAGCCCAGAAUGCAAGGAGGAGAUUGGCAAGCUUCCCGUGGUGGAGAACCUACUUGUAAUACUGCAGGAAUAUGACCUGCUGUCAAAGAGGAUGAGUGCUGAGCUGCUGAGGCUCCUGUCCCCGGUGUGGCAGGUGAGGGACCAGCUGAGGGAGCUGGAGGGUCUGCCUGUGCUGCUGAGCCUGCUGUACGGCCAGCACCUGAAGCUGCUGUGGAGCGUCGCCUGGGUCCUGGUCCAGCUCUGCCAGGAUCCCGACGCCAGGACGGAGAUCCGGAGCUGGGGCGGGGUGCAGCAGCUUCUCCGGCUGCUCGACAGUGACCGGCAGUACGUCUCUGACAACUCGUCCAUCGAGACGCUCUCCAGCGCCAACGCAGUCGGCCGCAUCCAGAGAGAGCACAUGAGAGAGGAGCUCAGCCCGCAGGAGGAGGUGGACAACACUAUGGCCCUGCAGUCAGCCUGCUGCACAGUUCUGACUGAGCUUAGUCUGGAUGACACAUCUGCUCACCACAUUGUGCAGGAAAAUGGGGUCUAUAUAAUCACAAAGUUGAUUUUACCUCAAAACUCUGGACCAAAGGUCACACCUUUGCAGUGCUAUGCGUUUCGAACCCUUCGGUUUCUCUUUAGCGUGGAAAGAAACAGACAUCCGUUUAAAAGACUCUUUCCCACAGACCUCUUUGAGUUGUUUAUUGAUGUUGGACAUUAUGUGCGGGACCUCGCGGCCUACGAGGGACUGCAAACCAAAGUUUCACUUUACACUGAAGAGGAACUGGACAGUCUGAGAGAGAACAUUGAGACUGUGGACCAGAACCGACCUCCCCUUAAAGUCAUCAAUGGUUACUCCAUACUGGAACAUCUGGGCACCGGCGCCUUUGGAAGCGUCUUCAAGGUCCGAAAGCAGAGUGGCCAGAACCUCCUGGCUCUGAAGGAGGUGAACCUCCAUAAUCCGGCGUUUGGCAACGACAAGAAGUCCAGAGACAGUAACGUGGAGAAAAUCAUCUCUGAGCUCACGAUCGUCAAAGAACAGAUGACACACCCAAACAUUGUUAAAUACUACAAGACAUUUUUGGAAGGCGACAAGCUGUACAUCGUGAUGGAGCUGAUCGAGGGAGUGCCGCUGGCUGAACAUUUAAACUCUCUGAAGGAGAAGCAGCAGACGUUCACAGAAGACAGAAUUUGGAAUAUAUUCAUACAAAUGUGUCUGGCAUUGAGGUACCUGCACAAGGAAAAGAGGAUAGUCCACCGCGACCUCACACCAAACAACAUCAUGCUGGGGGAAAAGGACAAAGUCACCAUCACUGACUUCGGCCUCGCGAAGCAGAAACAGGAGAACAGCAAGCUAACGUCAGUGGUCGGCACCAUCCUUUACUCCUGUCCAGAGGUGGUGAAGAACGAGCCGUACGGAGAGAGAGCCGACAUCUGGGCUUUGGGCUGCAUCCUCUACCAGAUGGCUACUUUACAGCCUCCAUUCUACAGCAGUAACAUGCUGUCGCUGGCCAGCAAGAUUGUCGAGGCCGCCUACGAGCCGAUUGAAGAAGGAGCUUUCUCAGUGAGGGUCACAGACAUGAUCAGAUGGUGUUUGAGUCCAGAUGCAGACCUGCGGCCGGACAUUGUGGCCGUCAGCUCCAGGAUAUCCGACCUCAUGAUGAGGCUGAUGGAUGGACUCUACACUUCCCAGAAUGCACUGGAAAGAAGAGCAGAGAGAGACAGGAAGCGAGCGCAGAAGUACUUCCUGGAGAAGCACAAAAGCAGGAUGGACUGCAGCCACACAAACCUGUCUCAGGAAAAAUCCUUAAUGAAUACUGAAUCUCCGACACCACGCUCUUCUGCAGCCUGCACUUCAAACCACAGCGAGCAGAAUAUCAGUCAAGAUGAUGCCUCAGAUGGUGAUGCUGAACCAUGCAACACCAACAUGGACACCACUGCCUUUACAGGAAAACACUACAGAUUAAAGUCCAGUGCUUGUUUUACACCUGACCACAUUCAAUCUGGUGGGGAUUAUACUGCUGCAAAGAUUAAACCACGACCAGUGUCAGCAGGGAUCUGUGUCUCCCAGAAUAAGGUUCGGCAGAUUGAUGAUCCCAUUCAGAGGCUCCUCGUGCAGCUGCACAAAAUUAUUUACAUCACUCAGCUUCCACCAGCUCCGCACCACAACAUCAAACGACGGAUCAUUGAAAGAUUUAAAAAGUCUCUGUUCCACUACUGGAGCGAUCCAUACAACCUCAAAGUGGAGCUCAGCAAGCUCCUCCACUCCUCUCCAGAGCUGAUGGAGUUAGGCUCAAGCAGUUCAGACUGGUGGCCUCUGGUCCACCACUUCACAGGAGACGCUGCUGACAGCACGGGUGAUGGGAAUCUCAAAGAUGGAGUCACAUAUCAGCAGAUGCAGGGGAUCAUAGAGGAGCUGCUGGAGGACAACAGCUACUAUAAAAGCAACACACAGCAGGACAGCAGAGAAAAGAAAUGAGCAAGAAAACAAGUGACUAUGGUCCACAUUCAUCAUCAGAAACAGCUGGAAAAACACAUUUUAUUUUGCACCAUUUGCAUCAGCCUGAGUUCACAAAAAUACUGUCUGUGCUCUUGUAAUGUAUUAACUUUAACUGAAUCUUCUUAAUACCCAAUGUAUAAUUGUUUUUACAUAACUUAAAAAAUUCAAAAAUGAACAAAAUGUAUGGGCACUUAAACUAUUGAAAACUUAGCUUAGCUAUUGUUGUGAUAAGGCUGCUGACAGCACUAUAGGGCUUAUUGUCAUUGAUUGUGGUGAUCAUUUCCUCAGGGAACCAAUUAUUUAUUUGGUCUAUAACAGUGAAAAAUGUCUGUCACUGUCUCCUACAGUAAAGCCCAACAAUAUUGAAUGUUGCAGAUUAUUUGGGAGUUUAAAAUUUGAUGGGACUGUAAAGAUGUAAAGAUAAUUUAAUAUACGUAUAUUGCAUGUAAUUGUAACAAAGUGUAAACCUAAUUAUCAUUUCUGUCAGUUGAGCCCAUGAGAUCCUUCUCUAAUCAAAGUGAACUGGCCUGUAACUUGCAAAAACACACACACACACAGAACCACUUUAACACCAACACUAUCCAGAUAUUUUUUAUUUAUUUAUUUUUUAUCUGUGGGGCUCAGGCGCUCAGUUUUGUUUUUUCAGGUUUAUCUGUCUCUAGCAUGUUACAUUCUCAGGACCAGACUCAGCAGUUUGAGGUUUGGCCUGUUUUAACAGGACUGCACAUCCCAGAAUGUUUCAAAUGGCCGCGAGCCAAAGCUGCAAAAGCUACGGUUCAUCAAGGAGCAGAUAAGAAACCAAACCUUCACCUUAAUUCAACAUUCAUUUUUAACCAUAAUCACAAUGUCUGACUGCAGCUUCGGCAGACAACGAAAACAGGUCAAAUGUUUUGAUUUUGAUAUUAACACGCUCUCUGAAAUACGGUUAUCAUUUCCAAUGUGAGUAACAUCUAAAAUAUACUCGCUGUAUGUAAUUCACUCAACGUUUCUCAUUUUGAAGAGUGGAGGGCAGCUGAAGGAAUGCUUUAUGCACUUUAAA